Molecule: messenger RNA, 318 nt
Organism: Linum tenue
Lineage: Eukaryota; Viridiplantae; Streptophyta; Magnoliopsida; Malpighiales; Linaceae
Source: the annotation of a GenBank genome assembly
AUGGCUGUUCACAUCCACUUAUUGGAUAACGUCGCCAUAAACUUCCAUAUCACUGGCAAAAAUCUUCCCUUGCCUCCUGCAACGGAAGCCGAGCUCCGUCAGUUCUUCAUGCAGUUCGACGUCAACAAAGACAAGCAGCUUUGCAAGGAAGAGCUCAAGAGAGCAUUCAACAGCCUGGGCGCCAUCAUCCCAGGUUACAGGGCCCGCCGCGGCCUCGGCCUCGCGGAUGCCGACGGCGACGGGAAAGUGGACGUCGUUAACGAACUCGAUCAUCUCGUUAGAUAUGCUUUGAGGCUCGGCUACUCCGUCAAAAAUUAA